UUCCUGUUCUGCUUCGUUCCGCCUCCAGCAAUUCUCGGCGGUUGGUUGUGUUUCCUCGUCGGAUUGGCUUUCAUUGGAUUACUUACUGCUGUCGUUGGUGAUCUCGCUUCGAUCUUUGGAUGUAUGGUUGGCAUCGGAGACGCAGUUACUGCGAUAACCCUUGUCGCUCUGGGUACGAGUUUACCUGACACUUUCGCCUCGAAGAUCGCUGCGCAAAAUGAUGACACUGCUGAUAAUGCUGUCGGAAACGUGACCGGAUCGAAUUCUGUCAAUGUGUACGUAAGUUCAAUGAUUUCAGGGUGGUUUUUGAUGGCCUGCCUUGAAUCAUACACUCUUCUAUGUGAUGUAAGCCUUCUUCUAGAAUUGCGAGUAACGCACUAG
Ostertagia ostertagi is the source of this 381-nucleotide messenger RNA. The record is from the annotation of a GenBank genome assembly. NCBI's taxonomy places the organism in Eukaryota, Metazoa, Nematoda, Chromadorea, Rhabditida, Trichostrongylidae.